UCAGGGCCGCGCGCCCAGCGCCCCCAGCGCCCCCGUGUGGCCGGCGCCGGCGAAUCUGUCAUGGUGCCGCCGCCGUUGUCUCCUCCGCUCUGCACGCUGCCGCCGGGCCCUGGCCCACCCCGCUUCGUGUGCUACUGCGAGCAGGAGGAGAGUGGGGACGCGGACCGCGGCUGCUUCAACCUCUAUGUCACCGACGCCACGGAGCUCUGGAGCACCAGCUUCUCGCCGGACAGCCUGGCCGUCCUCAAAGCCCGCUUUGGUCUUAGUGCAGCUGAGGACAUCGUCUCCCGGUUCAGGGCAGCCUGCCAUCAGCAAGGGGUGACUCUAAGCUUUCAGGAGGAUAGAGCAUCCCUGACGCUUUCAGGGGGGCCAUCAAUGCUGGCCUUCGACCUAUUCAAGGUGCCCAGUGCAGAGGCAGCCCCCAGGUUGCAGGCGCUGACCCUGGGCCUGGCAGAGCGUGUGUGCAGCCUGGAGCAGCAACUGGCAGCUGUGGAAAAGACAGCUGCCAGCCCCAAGAAGAGCCCCUGGCCAGCAGAAUCUCAGCUUUUCUUACCAGAUCCUGAUCUCCACAAAGGUGGCCUUGGACCUGGGGUCAGGAAACGAUGUCCAGGGGAGUCCCUCAUCAACCCUGGCUUCAAAAGAAACCAGCUGGUGGUGUAGACUUUGAUGAGAACUGAAGCGCAGCAAAACCCGUGGCCUGGUCAGGAGCCCGUUGGUGAGCGGAGCAGCAGCCUGAGGCCCCCACCAGAGACCCUGCCUCCACUUCCACCUACAGGGACCCAUCUGCUGUGGGCAGGAGGAGGGCUGCUGCCCAAGUCCCUGCCCUAUAAAAUAAAGGGCUCCCUUAGGUGAAGGCUCUGAUUCUUGG
This is a messenger RNA of Sciurus carolinensis (gray squirrel), 868 nucleotides long. It is a transcript of the gene Paxx, whose product is annotated as PAXX non-homologous end joining factor. Gene Ontology annotation, biological process: double-strand break repair via nonhomologous end joining. Gene Ontology annotation, molecular function: molecular adaptor activity. Bases 61 to 660 code for a protein of 199 amino acids. The transcript is spliced from 7 exons. Gene Ontology annotation, cellular component: nonhomologous end joining complex; site of double-strand break; nucleus. The record is from RefSeq and is a predicted model, not a curated record. NCBI's taxonomy places the organism in Eukaryota, Metazoa, Chordata, Mammalia, Rodentia, Sciuridae.